Opisthorchis viverrini is the source of this 861-nucleotide messenger RNA. RefSeq lists its product as hypothetical. Gene Ontology annotation, biological process: germ cell development. Lineage: Eukaryota; Metazoa; Platyhelminthes; Trematoda; Opisthorchiida; Opisthorchiidae. The record is from RefSeq and is a predicted model, not a curated record. The transcript is spliced from 3 exons. Bases 1 to 861 code for a protein of 286 amino acids.
AUGCAUGAUCAACAAACAAGCCAGUCCAGAUUAGGAUCCUACACACGCAGCCACAGUAGUACCAGCAGUACUAGCACUGUUGGUGGCACACAUUCCAGCCCAGUCCGGAUUCGAACCACCCUGACCGCUCGGGAAUCCUCCCCGGUCACCGACAUGAUGGGUGGAGAGGAUAGCCCAAAUCCCCCGUCCUCCCCGGACGACUUAUCGGAUGACGUGUUCUGGCUUACUUCCGAACGGUGUGGACGGCGGAUUGACAACGGUGAAAUGACCUACAGUUGGCGCUGGACCGGUUUUCACUUCGGUCUCGAUGUGGUGGUGAAGUAUAAACGCAGUCUUUCAGUUGCCAUGCGAUUUGUCCUCACCUUAUGCGGCCCCGGGAAACGUAGGGCGAAGCGACUUCGGACGAGCGCGUGGUCAGAGUCCACAAAUGUGUUCCAAAACGACCGGCAGUCAGUUAUGGAUCCGCGCCAUCGGACUUUCUCAAUUAUUCGCUUUACUGACCACAAUUCAGCAGAAGGAGCGGUCAGUCAUUCACCGCGUCUCCGUCUCCUAAUCGCUAUGCGAGUGAAGUCCAUCGUGCCUGACGCGAACACACACAGUUUGGAAUCGGUUGAUCAGGAUGUAUUAAUCGAUGCAGUCAGCGAAACUCACAACGACAAGCAGAUAUACACAGAUGAUGGGAAGCAGCUGAUACAUUUUUCAACUUCAGGCCUACUCUCUUUGAGUUUGGAAGAGAACGUACCACACGAGGUUCUACGUGUUCCAGAUGGGUUCACCUUUCCAGCUGUGGUUUCCGCUAAUAUCUUGCGGUACGAUCCCAUUCUGUGUGACCUAUCCUGCCUGAACCAAAUCAACACAUAG